Clupea harengus (Atlantic herring) is the source of this 1043-nucleotide messenger RNA. RefSeq names its product olfactory receptor 52N5-like. Gene Ontology annotation, cellular component: membrane. Gene Ontology annotation, molecular function: olfactory receptor activity; G protein-coupled receptor activity; odorant binding. Lineage: Eukaryota; Metazoa; Chordata; Actinopteri; Clupeiformes; Clupeidae. The record is from RefSeq and is a predicted model, not a curated record. Gene Ontology annotation, biological process: detection of chemical stimulus involved in sensory perception of smell; G protein-coupled receptor signaling pathway.
AUGGAAAACAUUUCAUCUGUCAGUGACAUUCUUGUACUGGAAGAAUUAGACCUUUCUGAGUCAUCCACAUAUCCAGUGUUUUUCACAUUGCUCUUUGUCUAUAUUGCACUGAUAAUAACCAAUGUUGGUGUUGUUGUUAUCAUAAUUGCAGAGAGAAGCUUACACGAACCCAUGUACUUGCUAUUCUGCAACUUGUCUGUCAAUGAUAUCCUUGGUAACACAAUCUUACUCCCCCAUCUAUUGUUUGACAUGCUUUUUAAAAACAGGUUAAUUUCUUAUAGUGCGUGUGUUACACAGACAUUUGGUGCCCAUACUUAUGGCUCUGCAUCACACACCAUACUGAUCAUAAUGGCCAUUGAUAGGUACGUGGCUAUAUGCAAUCCACUGAGAUACAGUGCAAUAAUGACAAAAAAGGCAGUUGUGACCUUGUCUGUGUCCGCCUGGGCUGUUGCAGUUGUCCUAGUAGGUGUAUUAGUGAGCCUCAGUGUCAGGUUGUCUCGUUGUACAUCAGUUAUUCCAAAUUUUUAUUGUGAUAAUGCUUCCUUGUUCAAGUUAUCUUGUGAAGAUGUGUCUAUUAAUAAUAUAUAUGGACUGUUUUAUACUGUUAUAUUAUUAUCCUCAUCUAUUGGUACUGUUGCUGUCACAUACAUUAGAAUUGCUAUCACAUGUUGGACUAAGAAAAAUGCAGAACUCAACAGCAAAGCCAUUCAAACGUGUGCCAGUCACUUAGUUCUGUAUUUGAUACUGCUAUUAACUGGCUUCAUUAUUGUCAUAAUGCAUCGUUUUCCAGAGUACCCAUUUUUAAGAAGACUUGUAGCUAUUCUUUUUCAUGUUGUGCCUGCUAAUUUAAAUCCAAUAAUUUAUGGUAUACAAACUAAACAAUUAAGGCUCAAGAUAUUGCAGAUAUUUGGUAGAAAAAUAACACCCAGCUAGAAGACAUAAAUAUAAAUAUUUUAGGAAUAUUCUUUAAUCAUAUGAAACCUUGUAGCCUUCAUCAAUGUGUUUUUGUUUUACCCCUACACACUGCCUGGUCUAUUCCCAUC